This is a messenger RNA of Kwoniella mangroviensis CBS 8507, 2532 nucleotides long. RefSeq lists its product as uncharacterized. The record is from RefSeq and is a predicted model, not a curated record. Lineage: Eukaryota; Fungi; Basidiomycota; Tremellomycetes; Tremellales; Cryptococcaceae. The coding region runs from base 1 to 2532 and encodes 843 amino acids. The transcript has 3 exons.
AUGAAGUCGUUGUUCAGUAAUUUAACGAAACGUACCAAUUCCCAGUCCAACACACCUACCGACGAUCAGUCUCAAUCUCACAUUUCAUCGACGGGCGCACCACUCCUCCCACCCAUCUCAACCGGAGUAUUAUUUUUACCUACCUCCUCGACUCCUUCUGUACCUAUCCCUACAUCCACAUCCGAGAGAUGGGUCAGGCCCACUCUACCCAGCUAUGCCGUAUCUAGAGCAGUAGACGCCAAUGCGGAUCUACCAGAAUAUCAAGAUGCUGUUGCGGUCGGUCCUUCAUCGAACAAUGACGAUGGUAUUUUGAAUCGUGCAGCCGCAGAAUACUUUGGUACCUCAUCUAACAGCCAUACCGACGAGCCCUCUCGACUUACGUCAGCCUCGCCAACAGAAGAAUUCGCGUUAGACAUCUCGGAGGAUAAUGGACCAUCGUUGGAGGUCGAAGAAGAUGAUGAUGAUCCACUUAUACCUCGACGUAGGAUUUUAGAUUCCCACGAACACGGUCAAUCAUAUAGGAGAAAUACAUUCAGUGUCUUUGAGGCAUCACAUCAACGACCGACCGUCUCAUCCAACCUCAGUACCUCAUUAGAUAAUCGUAAUGGAUUUGUCGAUUUGCCCAUCCCUACAUCUGAACCUCCAAUCUAUUCACCUUCCCUAGGUCGCGAUGAACUACGAUUGAUCUCUACUGUACACUUAUCAGCUGAUCAUCCAGCUUCGGCAUAUUUCAAUGCUAUCGCUCAAUCUCCUCCUCCUCCUGCCGGGCCUUCGUCCUCUUCCAAUGUAGCUGGUGGAGACUCGGAUAUAAGUACAGGUGGAAAGAAGUUGAAAUUGACGUUGACGAGAGGAGGAAGAAGGAUGAAUGCCAAUGGGACUGGGCCGCUGUAUAUCAAAUUAGGCAGAGAAGAUUGGGUGGAAGGGAGGAUCGAGGUUGGAAAAGUGGAUAGAGCCGUUGGUUUGGAAGUUGCUAUCAUAGGAAUGAUAAAUGUCUCAUACUACGUCAGAGGUCAAUAUACCGUCUUGGAUACGUUACCAAUGGCGAGAAAUAAAAUACAACUAUUUCCGAAGACUUCAUCCUCGGACGAGACUUCUGCCAAUCGACAAGUCCAACCUCCUACGACUUCUUCGAAUGAUAACCAAUCGAAUCCAGAUACUCCAGGAUUAGAUGAUCCACCGGAACCCUCGACAUCAUCUUCAACGACGAACCUCCUUACCCCAUCUACCAAACCACUAUUUACCAAAGAUGGUUUACCGAUGAUACCGCCCAAUACGUCAUUUCGGUUCUCGCUUCAAAUGCCCACUUGUCAUUACAAAGAUACCAACUCGGAACUACCAUCGUCCUGCGAUCUGCAGCAAGUGGGUAUGCAGGCCAACGUCGAAUAUGUCUUAAGGGUCAAAUUGAUCAGGAAAGGGUUACGGUUCAACGAGACUAUAACCGUACCUAUCAUAUAUGAUCCCCGAGCGUACAUAACUCCUCGUCGAAUUCGAGCGCUCACCUCUGAUGAUCCUCUGAAUCCCGGAUGGCAUACAGUCGGAUUGAACGGUGGUAAACCCAAGAUCAAAACUAGUUUAAUUAUUCCAGCGGGAGCUGAGGGACCAGGUAUAGAAGUCAAUUUGUUGAUACCUUCACCACCUAUCUUAUUUCUACCUUCAUCCGGUCAACUUCCCUCAUUCCCCUUUCAUCUUCAUUUCCACUCCACCUUGCCUCAUGUACUGUCGACCUUUUCCAAUCCCCGGGAAAGCAAGUUUGUCAUUAGGUUAACCAGAGUAACGAUCUUUAGGAUCGGCAUUGAAAGGGAGAUUAGAAGGAUUGAGAUACCCACCAGGGCCGAGGUAUGGCAAGAAGGAGGAGAGAGGAUCAUGCUGGGUGUAGAAGGGAUGAUGAAUGAUGAAAACAACAGGAGAAGGGGAUCGACCGCAUCGACCGUAGAUCGAAGAGAUUCGAUAAGUAAUGAUACCGCUCACGGGCUAAGCUCAAGUGUGCCUACUUCAAGUAACAUGGUCGAAGGUGGACCUCUAAGAAGGUUCAGCUCUGCUGGAUCGACAACUACGACUGAUCAUGUGAAUACCAAUACGAGGAGGAAGUCUCUUUUGGGAGAUAGGAGGGGAUCACUCAGUGGAUUGAUGAAAAGAAGAGGAUCGAAUUCGAGUCAAACUCCUACCGGAACGUUGUCAUCAUCACCAAUCACGUCGAAUCUUCCACCUACAAUAGAUGAAGACCAGAUUCACCAUCCACAGAAUGACAAUGGUGAUAGUUCAAUCGGGAUGGUACCUGUCGAUAUGACAUCUACGGAAGUCCAUCUAAAAGGCUUAAUAUCACUCAGACCCUUUUCCAUUUCCAGUGCCUCAAGCGAUGAUAGGAGAGGAACAGAGUUGUUAAGGAAAUUAAUGGUUCAAUCGUUUAUCGUACCGGAGAUGACAUUGACGUACGUGUUGGAAAUUGGGAUUGAACCUAGAAGAGGAUCGGUGAAAGAGAAUUUCGGACAUGUCUGGGGUGGUGGUGUCAUUGAGGUUGUUUGGGGUAGGUAA